This is a messenger RNA of Lathyrus sativus (Indian pea), 3522 nucleotides long. Lineage: Eukaryota; Viridiplantae; Streptophyta; Magnoliopsida; Fabales; Fabaceae. The record is from the annotation of a GenBank genome assembly.
AUGGAGGUCAUUCAGGGAGAACUCUCAAAUUCUGUGAAGGCGUUGUUAUCAAAGGUUGCUUAUGCUCUACGCCACGCCAACUGCUCAAGCAUGAGUAGUAAAGUUUCACUCAUGAAAAAGGUUGAGAAAACAUUGGUGGAUCUUCAACAUGUACUCUAUCAUGCUAACAACAAACUCCAAACCAGCUCAUACGUGCUGAAUUUGCUUACUCGUCUUGUUUCUCAAGCUGAAAAUUUACUCGACAAAAGCUAUUUUUUUGGGUAUGCUUAUGCUACCGGACUUAGUCCUGACCAGCUCAAAAUUCAUUCUCGUUUAAGUUUUUUAAUUGUACUGAUUGAGUCUAAAACGGAAAAUUUAAUGCAAAUAUUACAAGGCUUAAGUUCAGGAGAACAAGUUGGUGAUGAUGCAUCUUCUAUAUAUGGAAGAGAGGCUGAUAUAAAGAAACUUAAACAUCUCUUGAUGUCUAGUGAAACAAGAAUGGUUUCUAUUGUUGGUAUGGGAGGGAUUGGUAAAACAGCUCUUGCCAAACACCUUUACAAUCAUCCUCAAGUUAAGGCCAAAUUUGAGUUAAAACUCUGGGCUGAUUUCUCAAAUGAGGUAGAUGUUCUUAAAACCACCCUUCAAUCUAUUACUACUUCACAAACUUUUUUGCUAGUAUUGGAUGGUGUCUGGGAUGCAAGAUCUAUCAAUUGGACACUACUGACGAAUAUCCUUAAUGCCGGGGAAUUGGUAAGUAAGAUCAUUGUCACAACAAGAGAUGAAAGAGUUGCACUAUGCAUGAAAACCUUUCUUUAUGUACAUUAUCUGGGACCCUUGAAAGUUGAAGAUUGUUGGUCUAUACUUGCUGAACACGCAUUUGGAGCACAUAACUACCAACAAGGAUCCUAUCUAGAAGAAAUUGGCGCAUUUAAAAAAGAAGUGCAAGAGGAAAUUGUCAGAAAAAUUGCAAAAAAGUGUGAUGGAUUACCAUUAGCCGCUGUAGAACAUGGAUCUCUUCUUCGCAUCUCAUUAAACCCAUAUGAUUGGAAUUAUGUGCUAGAAAGUCACUUUCAGGAAACAACUUAUGAGGUUGUAGGUUCUCUCAAAUUGAGCUACAAUUUCCUUUCUUAUCGUUUAAAACAGUGUUUUCGAUAUUGUUCAUAUUUUCCGAAGAAGUCCAUCUUAGAAAAAAAGAUGGUAGUUCAGUUGUGGAUUGCAGCAGGCUUACUUGAAUCAUCAUCAUCCACAAAUCAGGAAAAAGUUGGAGGACAAUACUUUGAUGAACUAGUGUCAAGGUCGUUGAUAUAUCGGCGAUCUAUUGGUGAUAAGAAAGGAAACUUUGGAAUGCACGACUUCAUCCAUGAUUUAGCUACUGAGGUUUCAUCUUCAUACUGUUUAAAUAUGGAUACACGUAACCUAGAUGAUAUGAUGUAUAAUUUUUCAUACAAUAGAGGGACAUAUGAUUCAUAUGACAAAUUUGAUAAAUUAUACGGAUUAAAAGAAUUGCGUAUGUUUCUGGCAUUCCCAUUACAAGAACAAUUGCCUCUUUGUUUGCUAUCUAACAAGGUAGUACAUGACUUGCUGCCAACAAUGAAACAACUACGCGUGUUGUCUUUGUCAAGCUACAAGAGUAUCACCAAGGUCCCCAAUUCUAUUGGAAAUUUGUCAUACAUGCAGUACUUAAAUCUUUCUCACACUAAUAUUGAAAGGCUGCCUACUGAAAUAUGCAAGCUUUACCGUUUACAAUUUUUGUUGUUGGCAGGCUGUAAAAGGUUCACUGAAUUGCCGGAGGACAUAGGAAAAUUGGUUAAUCUGCGGUACCUUGACGUUAGUGACACUGCAUUGAGGGAGAUGCCCGUACAAAUAGUCAAACUAGAAAAUCUCCACACUUUGUCCGACUUUGUUGUCAGCAAACAUAAUGGUGGAUUGAAUAUUGCAGAUCUAGGAAAACUUCCCCACCUGCAUGGAAAACUUUCAAUCUCACAGCUACAAAAUGUUAAUGACCCCUUUGAAGUAGAUCGAGCCAAUAUAAAGAAGAAAGAACAAAUUGACGAGUUAGCUUUGGAAUGGGAUUGCAGUAGUACUUCUUUAGAUUCACAAAUUCAAAGUGUUGUACUUGAAAAGUUGCGACCGUCAACAAAUUUGAAAAGUCUCACCAUCAAAGGCUAUGGUGGAAUCAACUUUCCUAAUUGGUUAGGUAGUUUUAUAUUUAGCAACAUGGUGUAUUUAAGGAUCUCGAAUUGUAAUGAUUGUUUAUGGCUUCCACCCCUUGGACAAUUGGGUAAUCUGAAAGAACUCGUUAUUGAAGGGAUGCAAUCAGUGGAGACGAUUGGUAUUGAGUUCUAUGGAUGGGGUGGUUCUUCAUUUCAACCAUUUCCCUCUUUGGAGAUUCUACACUUUGAGAAUAUGCAAGAGUGGGAGGAAUGGGACUUGAAUGGAGGUACGACGUUUCCUAGUCUAAAAACUUUAUCGCUAAGUAAGUGCCCAAAACUGAUAGUAGGAAACAUAAUUGACAAAUUUUCUUCCUUAACUGAACUUGAGUUAAGAGAAUGUUCUUUACUAGUGCAAUCAAUGCCAUUAUCCAAUCAUUUAUUCCGGCAACUGAUGUUCCCUUUGAACUCUCUUCAACAGCUCACCAUAGACGGCAUUCCAUCUUCAAUGUCUUUUCCAACAGAUGGUUUGCUAAAAGCCUUGAAACUUCUCAUAAUCAGUAAUUGUGAGAAUCUAGAAUUCCUUCCUCACGACUACUUGCACAACUACACGUCGCUUGAGGAAUUGAAAAUAUCUUAUAGCUGUAAUUCAAUGAUAUCAUUUACCUUAGGCACUCUUCCUGUCCUCAAGAGUCUGUUCAUUGAGGGUUGUAUAAAUCUGAAAUCAAUAUUAAUUACUGAAGACGCAUCUCAAAAGAGUCUCUCACUUCUUAGAAGCAUCAAAAUAUGGGACUGUAAUGAACUGGUGUCAUUUCCCCCAGGUGGAUUGGCCACUCCAAACCUCAUUUACUUUGCAGUGUGGAAGUGUGAGAAACUUCCUGCUUUACCUGAAGCAAUGCAGAAUCUGACUGACCUCCGAGAUAUGGAAAUCGAUAAUCUACCAAAUCUUCAAUCUUUUGUCAUAAAUGAGUUGCCUAGCCGUUUACAGAAACUGUCUGUUGGCUCUGUUGGUGGGAUUAUAUGGAAUACUGAGCCAACUUGGGAACAUCUCACUUGUCUCUCGGAGUUGCGAAUUAACGGCGAUGACAUAGUGAACACGCUGAUGAGGCCAUUGCUACCUACAUCGCUUGUGACACUAUGUAUUUGUGGUCUUAAUGAUACAAGCAUUGAUGAGAAGUGGCUUCAACACCUCACUUGUCUCCAAAACCUUGAGAUUAUUAACGCUCCCAAACUCAAGUCGUUGCCAAAGAAAGGAUUUCCUUCCUCUCUUUCAGUACUAAGUGUGACUCGCUGUCCAUUACUGGAAGCAAGUUUGCGGAAAAAGCGUGGGAAAGAGUGGCGUAAGAUUGCUCACAUUCCCUCCAUAAUUAUUAACGACGAAUUGAUCACAUGA